Messenger RNA from Zymoseptoria tritici IPO323, 1466 nucleotides. RefSeq lists its product as uncharacterized. The coding region runs from base 54 to 1466 and encodes 470 amino acids. Gene Ontology annotation, molecular function: argininosuccinate lyase activity. Gene Ontology annotation, cellular component: cytosol. The record is from RefSeq and is a predicted model, not a curated record. Lineage: Eukaryota; Fungi; Ascomycota; Dothideomycetes; Mycosphaerellales; Mycosphaerellaceae. The transcript has a single exon.
ACUACACACUCCGGAAAUCCUCAUCAACCUUCUGACUUCCCCCGACAUACACGAUGGCUUCUGCAAAUGAUGCUCCAGCAGCUGGCAAGCUUUGGGGUGGUCGCUUCACCGGCGGGACAGAUCCAAUCAUGGUCCAGUACAACGAGUCAAUCUACUUCGAUCGCGCCUUCUACUCGCAGGACAUCCGUGGCAGCAUAGCAUACGCCAGAGCCAACAAGAACGGCGGUCUACUCACAGAUCAUGAGUUUGCUGAGAUUGAACGUGGCUUCGGACUGGUCAUGAAGGAAUGGCAAGACAACAAGUUCGAAAUCCAGCCCGGCGUCGAUGAAGACAUUCACACGGCAAACGAGAGAAGGCUUGGCGAGAUCAUUGGCAAGGAAAUCGCGGGUAAGCUGCAUACCGGACGCAGCCGCAAUGACCAAGUCGCAACUGAUAUGCGAUUGUGGCUCCGUGACCAGCUCGACAAUCUGGAGGGCUUCCUCGUAGCUUUCCUCAAGGUGAUCGCUGCCAGAGCUGAGAAGGACAUCGAACAUGUCAUGCCUGGAUACACUCAUUUACAACGAGCUCAGCCCAUUCGAUGGAGUCACUGGAUGCUACUUUACGGAUCCUUCUUCGCCUCCGACCUUGAGAGACUGCGUGAGGUCAAGGCCCGUGUGAAUCGAAGCCCGCUCGGAUGUGGAGCCCUCGCUGGAAAUCCUUUCAACAUUGACCGAGAUGCCAUUGCCAAGGAGUUGGGCUUUGACGGCCUCAUCAUGAACUCAAUGGCCGGCGUGGGUGAUCGUGACUUUGUGGUCGAGUUCAUGCAAUGGGGUACUAUGCUCAUGACGCAUCUUUCUCGCUGGGCCGAAGACCUCAUCAUUUACUCCACGGGAGAAUUUGCAUUUGUGAAGCUUGCGGACACUUACUCCACCGGCUCUUCGCUUAUGCCACAGAAGAAGAACCCUGACUCACUGGAAUUGAUUCGAGGAAAGUCGGGACGUGCAUUCGGACACAUGGCGGGACUCAUGAUGAGCAUCAAAGGCAUUCCGUCCACCUACAACAAAGAUCUUCAGGAGUCAGUCGAACCCAUGCUCGACCAUGUGAAGACUGUUGGCGAUAGCAUUCAGAUCGCUACUGGAGUUCUGUCUACGCUUGCCAUCAACCCGGAGAACAUGAUCAAGUCACUGUCUCCAGAUAUGCUCGCUACCGACCUGGCAGACUAUCUCGUACGCAAGGGCGUGCCGUUCAGAGAGACACACCACAUUUCUGGUCGAGUGGUGGCUUUGUCGGAGAGCGAGGGCAAGCCCAUGGAUACGUUGACAUUCGAGCAAUUGCGAAGCGUCGACAGUCGUUUUGAGAAGGAUGUUCUCGGAGUGUUCGACUACCAAAAGAGUGUGGAAAUGAGGUCGGCCAAGGGAGGCACAAGUCGAAGCGCUGUGAUGGAACAGAUCGAAGCAGUGAAGAAGAUCCUGGCGGUGGAUGCGUGA